CGUCAAUUUCUGAUAGCUCUUAACAACAUCCUCGGCAAGAUUUUGGUCUGCUUUAGACUUCGUUUCGUCUUGGUGUUCCAAUCAUUACUUCCCUCCUUCCUCCUUCCACUGAAACAAAGAUGUCGUCGCCGUCGAAUUCCUCUCACGCUGGCAAGCGCAAACGCCCAGCAAUUUCAAGCACCUCCAAGAUGGACGAAAACCCUCUCCUUCAGCCAUCUUCCCGAGAUGCAUCCGGAGAAGAAGGGGACACCACCGCACCCGAAUCUGGAAGGCUUACACACCGCAAGUCGGAAUCUACGGGUAAUUCGAAUCCAGCGAAACGCCAACGAGCCAAUUCCGAUCGUGCCUCCGCCAUAGAAACCACCGACUAUACCGCAGAUCCUGGUGAACCCAGUGACACUACCGAGGCCAGCAUUGACAUUGCAGACCGGGUCGCUAGGAAGAGCAGGAAGUCCAGUUCUAAGGAAAUGCCGGCACAUGAGGAUGAGGAAAAGAAGAAGCAAGCUGCUAUGCUACCACCCCCAACCGGCCGCCUGGUACACCCUGUCGGAUACAGAACAAAUCCCCCACCUACCGGUCGCACCAUAAGAGUAUAUGCCGAUGGUGUCUUUGACUUAUUUCACUUAGGUCACAUGCGUCAACUCGAACAGGCCAAGAAAGCAUUUGACGAUGUCUACUUGAUCGUUGGUGUUACGGGAGAUGAAGAGACGCACAAACGCAAGGGCCUCACGGUCCUCUCGGGCAGCGAACGUGCCGAGACGCUAAGACAUUGCAAGUGGGUUGACGAGGUCGUUGAGAACUGUCCUUGGAUUGUGACGCCCGAGUUUCUCGAGAAACACCGGAUUGAUUAUGUUGCCCAUGAUGAUAUCCCUUACGGUGCUGCCGAAGGUGACGAUAUCUACGCUCCUAUCAAGAAGGCUGGCAAAUUUUUGGUAACCCAACGAACCGAGGGUGUCAGCACAACGGGUAUUAUUACAAAGAUUGUUCGCGACUACGAGAAGUACAUUGCGCGUCAAUUGAAGCGAGGAACAACGCGCCAGGAGCUCAACGUGAGCUGGCUCAAGAAGAACGAGCUAGAUAUUAAGCGACAUGUUCAGGACUUGCGUGAUAACAUCAGGGCAAACUGGACUACGACCGGCCAGGAACUUAGCCGUGAGCUUCGACAAUAUUGGCCCGCGAGCAGACCUCAGAGUCCAUCACCGGCAAACCGAUUUUCCAUGCCCGCCACUCCAGGCUCAAACGGCGAUGCCAAUCUACGAGAAGCCGCCACUGUGGCUGCUGCUGCUAGGUCACCCACUACACCAGGGGAGAGACUUGGAGCUCCUAAUGAUUUUAUCACUGGGUAUACCAUCGGCUUAAUCGGUGGCGUAAGAUCUUGGAUGACUAAGAAUCGACGUAACCUCCGGGACAGCCGGCCGGCCAGCGACGAUGAUUCAGAAAGUGACGAUAAGAACGACAAGAACAAUGACCGUGGGCGGCUAGUUGCGUCGGCUAGUUAGUUACAUAGGCCAUUCGCCCGCCUUCGUGUCCGUGAAAAAGGCGUCAGAUCGUACGACGGG
Annulohypoxylon maeteangense is the source of this 1559-nucleotide messenger RNA. RefSeq names its product choline-phosphate cytidylyltransferase. The coding region runs from base 120 to 1499 and encodes 459 amino acids. Lineage: Eukaryota; Fungi; Ascomycota; Sordariomycetes; Xylariales; Hypoxylaceae. Gene Ontology annotation, biological process: CDP-choline pathway. The record is from RefSeq and is a predicted model, not a curated record. Gene Ontology annotation, cellular component: nuclear envelope. The transcript has 4 exons. Gene Ontology annotation, molecular function: choline-phosphate cytidylyltransferase activity; phosphatidylcholine binding.